CUCUUCCGAUCACCUCACAGCCAAGUAAAAAAGAAAGUAAUGGGAUCGGUCGGAGACAUCUAUAAAGCUCAGCAUGCCGAGGGUCCAGCAACUGUGCUGGCUAUUGGCACUGCAAAUCCAUCCAACACCAUGUACCAGACUGAUUUCCCUGAUUUCUACUUCAGAACCACCAAGAGUGAGAACAUGCCUGAGUUGAAGGAGAAGUUCAAACGUAUUUGUGAAAGAUCAACGAUUAGAAAACGCCACACCUUCCUUACUGAUGAAAUGAUCGCAGAGAAUCCCUCAUUCUAUGAUCCAACAGCUCCAUCACUUGAUGCACGCCAAGAUAUUAUGGUGGCUGAGGUACCUAAGUUGGCCAUGGAAGCCGCAACCAAAGCUAUCAACGAGUGGGGACAACCCAAAUCAAAGAUUACUCACAUUGUAUUCACUACCAUUUCCGGUGUUGACGCACCGGGAGUCGACUUCCAGCUCAUUAAACUCCUUGGCCUUUCCCCAACUAUUCGACGUGUGAUGAUGUAUCAUCUUGGAUGCUACGGUGGUGGCUCUGUGCUUCGUGUUGCCAAAGACCUUGCCGAGAAUAACAAAGGUGCUCGUGUACUCGUUGUUUGCUCAGAGCUCAACUCCAUCAGUGGCUUCAAAGGACCCGAUGAGGCAGACUUGCAUGCCCUACUAGGGAUGGCAAUAUUUGCAGAUGGUGCAGCAGCUUUGGUAGUGGGUGCUGAUCCAGACACCUCAAUCGAGCGUCCAUUGUUCCAACUCUUCUCGGCAGGGACCCGGAUUCUCCCUGAUUCAGAAGAAAUGGUCGCUGGACACUUGCGUCAAGCUGGUCUUUCAAUCAGUUUAACCAAGGAUGUCGCCAAAACUAUUGCUGCAAAUCUUGGGAAAUGCUUGGAGGAAUCAUUCACCAAAAUAGGCAUUAGUGAUUGGAACUCUAUUUUUUGGGUAAGUCACCCUGGUGGGCCUGCAAUCUUGGACUUGGUCCAAAAGACACUUGGCUUGAAAGAAGAUAAACUGAAGUCAUCAAGGAAAGUGUUGAGUGAAUACGGUAACAUGUCAAGUCCCACAGUAUUGUUCAUUAUGGAUGAGGUGCGAAGGAAGUCUAUGGAGGAAGGGAAAGCUACAACUGGUGAUGGGCUUGAAUGGGGUGUGCUAUUAGGGUUUGGACCGGGACUCACUAUAGAGACGGUUGUAUUGCGUAGCGUCCCUACAACUUCAGCUCAUUGAGUGAACAUUAAGUCGUCUACAAAUGAGAAGAAGUCUCAGUUUCUAU
Telopea speciosissima is the source of this 1270-nucleotide messenger RNA. Its product is annotated as chalcone synthase-like. Bases 40 to 1224 code for a protein of 394 amino acids. Gene Ontology annotation, molecular function: acyltransferase activity, transferring groups other than amino-acyl groups. NCBI's taxonomy places the organism in Eukaryota, Viridiplantae, Streptophyta, Magnoliopsida, Proteales, Proteaceae. The record is from RefSeq and is a predicted model, not a curated record. Gene Ontology annotation, biological process: polyketide biosynthetic process. The transcript has 2 exons.